Messenger RNA from Fusarium vanettenii 77-13-4, 1653 nucleotides. RefSeq lists its product as uncharacterized. Gene Ontology annotation, biological process: cytoplasmic translational initiation. The record is from RefSeq and is a predicted model, not a curated record. The coding region runs from base 1 to 1653 and encodes 550 amino acids. NCBI's taxonomy places the organism in Eukaryota, Fungi, Ascomycota, Sordariomycetes, Hypocreales, Nectriaceae. Gene Ontology annotation, molecular function: guanyl-nucleotide exchange factor activity; translation initiation factor activity. Gene Ontology annotation, cellular component: guanyl-nucleotide exchange factor complex; eukaryotic translation initiation factor 2B complex. The transcript is spliced from 3 exons.
AUGCCCCACGCUGUCUCGAUGCCCUCAACCGGGCUUCAAGCCCUCAUUCUCUGCGGGCCUGGAUCCUCAUUUCCGACAUUCACCUCCAACCCCGAUGAGAACCCCAAGGCUCUUUUGCCGAUUGCGAACCGGCCUAUGGUUUGGUAUCCCAUCGAUUUCUGCUAUCGAAUGGGCAUCACGACUUCUGCUGCUCUCACUACUGCCCUCAACACCAAUCCUUACCUGACAGCGCUGCCUCUACCCCGGCCAGACAUUCUCUCGCCGGCGGAUCUUGAUCAGAACACGGGCACAGCUGAGAUCUUGAGGCUACCAGAAAUCAGGGAACUUGUUACUGGAGACUUUGUUGUUCUCCCAUGCGAUCUGGUGUGCGAACUCGGUGGAGAGAAGCUCCUUCAGUCCUGGAUGGUCAAGUCGGCCAGCCUGACUGACCUUCUGGGAGCCUCAAGACUCUCCAAUGGCCACCGCUCGCUCCCAAGUGGAGGAUUGGGUGUCUGGUAUGACACGAAAACUACGACACCGGUCAAGGGCGAGAACACUGACUUUGUCGCAACGACUCCCCUGCCCAAGUCGCCUGUCACACCUCCCAAGGGGUCGCUAUUCUCCAGUCUCUCCAAGGUUGUGUACUCGAUGCCAACCGACUCUUUGAACGAUCUCACGGAAGAGCGAAAGGGUUUCCCAGUUCGCCAUGGUCUAUUGCGAGCCCACCCCCGCAUCCGGAUGUUUACUACCCACAGAGACGCACACAUCUACAUCUUCCCCCGGUGGGUUCUGGACUUUAUCAAGGAGAACGAGCGCUUGGAGAGUAUCGGCGAGGACGUCAUCGGAUGGUGGGCCAAGGCAGGCUGGCAGUCAGGCCUAGCUGAAAAGCUCAAGAUGGACUCAGUCUGCAGCCUCGGACGAGUCGAGGAGACGGCAGAGAACUCUCACGAGGGCGCCGCGUCACCCAGGGAGCACAGUCCGGAUGGAAAACACGGCCUCGAGCAAUACUCCCCGAAAGUCAACGCCGCCGACUCGGCGACACCAGGAAUUUCUAUCGAGGGCGAGUCGUCGUCGCCUGACAAAAGGGCCCCAUUCGAGGUACCGCCGAUCGUUGCCUAUGUUCACUCGGCUGGUGGCUCCGCACCGCUGAUCCGCCGCGUGGACACGGCUCAAUUGCUGCUUGCCAUUUCACUUCAGCUGGCCAAGCUGCCUUCACUGGAGGAGACUAGUCCCGAGGCCGCCUCACCUUAUGCCCAUGCGAAGAAAAUCGCCUACCCCGAAGGCGUCAAACCACGCACCACCAUCACCAAGCAGGACAGCCUCAUCGCUGAAAACGUCACCGUCGAGGAGAAGACGUCCAUCAAGGAGUGCGUGGUGGGAGCCAACUCGCAGAUCAAUGAAGGAGCCAAGCUCUCGCAGUGCCUGUUGAUGGAAGGUGUAGUUGUCGGCAAGGCUUGCAAGCUAACUCGGUGCAUCCUCGGAAAGCGAUGCGUGAUUGGCGAUGGGUCAGUCCUGACUGAUUGCGAGGUCCAAGAGAAUCUCCUUGUCGAGCGUCGAACUGAGGACAAGGAUAAUAAGCUCAUGAGUUCCGAGGGUUUGGAAGCUACCCAGGCCGAGAUGGAUGAGGUGCUCGAGGAAAUGGAAGCUGAAACUGAGCUGGCCGUGGUAGACUAA